UCCCCGACGUCCCGGAUUCGUCAGACGCCCGCCUGUCCCGUGUGGUGCUCGUUGCCAUGGUGAUCGCGGCCACUGGACCCUCCGGACUAGGCAGCGUCAGGAGCCUCUGCAGCCGCCGCAGGUGAGUCAGCCGCCCCUUCGGACACACCCUCUCCCGCCCGCGUGAUCCCCCGCCCACCUCCCACUGCAUAACCUGAAAGCGGCCUGGGCCCCGGGCCUCCUCGUUUCCUGACCGCACACCCCGGGCCCCCAGUGCUGGUCUGGGGAGAGAUGGUCCGAUGCGGAGGACCACAGGCCUCUCUCUCGGUCAAGGCCACCCAGUGCGGAGGGGGCGGGAGGGAGAAGGAGCCGGGGCUGUGGAAUAGGCUGAGGGGCCCGGUGCCGGCUGUGGUGGUUCUGGGAAAGGCCUGUGGGCUGAACCCUGAGGGCCCUGCAUACCCAGAGCCUUCAUCCCUUAAGGGGCAGGAGCGGGGGACCCCUCCCCACUCUACUUCCUCUUCCCGGGCUGUGUGCACAGCCUGGCGACUGUGCUCCUUCACUCAGCGCAGAGCUGAGCUCAGGGAGGCGCCACUCCUGGUGGACAUCGGUCAGGAGACUCAGGUCUCCUCGACUCCAAGGCCUGGUGGCAGGCCUGGUACCCGCCCCCGUGCCCCAACACACACUGCCUGCAGAUUGGAGAGAUGACCCCUGGCAUCCUGACAUUCCUGACAGAGAAGGAGGCUUGGACCUGUUUUCAAAGCUACUGCAACGUUAGGUAUCAACUUUGGGGGAGUCCCCAGGGAUUUGCACAGUUCCCUAACUCUCUUCCCCCUUUUGGGGCCACAGGACUCCCAGGAAGAAUGAGGUCCUCUGUGAUGCCUUUGGGGCCCACGGUGAGCCGGGACCGCGUCAUCACCAGCUUCCCUAAGUGGUACACGCCCGCUGCCUGCCUGCAGCUCCGGGAGCACUUUCACGGGCAGGUCAGCGCCGCCUGCCAACACAGGAAUACGGGGACCGUCGGGCUCAAACUCUCCAAGGUGGUUGUGGUCGGCGACCUCUACGUGGGCAAGACCAGCCUCAUCCACAGGUUCUGCAAGAAUGUUUUCGACUGCGACUACAAGGCCACCAUCGGGGUGGACUUUGAGAUGGAGCGCUUUGAGGUCGCCGGGAUCCCCUUCAGCCUCCAGAUCUGGGACACAGCAGGACAGGAGAAGUUCAAGUGCAUCGCGUCUGCCUACUACCGGGGUGCCCAGGUGAUCAUCACGGCCUUUGACCUCACUGACAUGCAGACCCUGGAGCACACCAGGCAAUGGCUGGAGGACGCGCUGAGGGAGAAUGAACCAGGCGCCUGCUUCCUGUUCCUUGUGGGGACCAAGAAGGACCUUCUGUCAGGGGCCGCGUGCGAGCAGGCGGAGGCAGAGGCCGUGCGCCUAGCCAACGAGAUGCAGGCCGAGUACUGGUCCGUGUCGGCCAAGACCGGGGAGAACGUGAAGGCGUUUUUCAGCCGUGUGGCCGCCCUGGCCUUCGAGCGCUCAGUGCUGCAGGACCUGGAGCGGAGGAGCAGUGCCCAGCUGCAGGUCGGCGACGGGGACAUCAUCCGGAUGGAGGGACAUCCACCCGAGACCCAGGACAGCAAGAGGCCCUCCAGCCCAGGUUGCUGUUAGCUGAGCCUGCGUCAGAGGCCUCCACUGCCUGCAUGCGUGUGGGCAGUGCCUCCCGUGACCUGGAGGGUGACAUGGAACACCCACCGUGCUGAGCCCCAGGGCUCCUCCUCUUCUCUUCAGCGGGUCGGGAGCCAGGGAAGGCCCCCAGUGGCUGCCCAGGGCCCCAUGCUGCCCAGCUGGUGGGGGCACUGAGGCUGUCAUCUGGAAGGCCAGUUGCACUUACAGAGUCACUCGACAGCCCCCCGGCCCUGGGAGGCUCAGGACCACAGGCACGGACACGUGCCCCCAGGCCCACGGCGCUCGCCCUGGGCACAGUCAGCAUCCCCUCAGGCCUCUUCCCCACUUUCCUGGGUCGGCCUCCGAAUCCUCCUCAUCUCGGUGGUCCAGACGAGUGGCACUUGCUGAAGUCAAGGCUCCCUGUCUGCUGCAACCCGGAUCGGGCAAGAGCACCCAGGUCUCCCCUCCCCAGCUCCCGCCCAGAGCGCCCAACCCUCUCCAUGCCCUCGUGUUGCUCCUCCUCAGGGGCUACUGAGCCCCCGCCCACCCCACUCUCCCCAACCCUGGGUGUGUGCCCCCCAGUCCCGCCCUCCGUGGCCAUAGGCAGGUGGCACGUCUGGCUCCCGCCUGUUUCUCGUAGAUGGUGAGCAUUUCGGGCAGCCAGGUGGUUAGCCGCCGGGAGACUAGGCGGCUUUUGUUCAUUCCCCCUUCACCACAUUUUAGGCUCUCCUCUUUUAUAGAUAGGAGAUACUUCUUUAUAUAAAUCACUCCUAAAGGAAUGGCAUAUGUGCUUAUUGUGAAACGAGACAGCACAGAGCUCUGCAUGCAGAGUGACAGUCCCUGCGGUCCCGGACGUAAGCCUCGUCUGCAGCGGGUGGGACUCCUGUUCCUACACAGCACGGCCACGACCUGGGCGCCUUGUUUGCCGUUAAACCAGAGUGACUUCUCCCCACGCCCACAGGGCAGGCCGCAUUCCGAGGAGCUGCCAGAGCGAGCCUGCGUGUCCCUUCAUGCAGAUGGGCCAGAGUCCAUCCACCCUGCCCGGCCGUGGGACAGUUGGCUUGUGUCCAGCUUUUAGCUUUUUUUAACUGAAGUGACCAUCCUCAUAGUUAUAGCUUUGCACACUCGGGUUUCCCCACAGAGGCCUUGCUGGGCCUUCAGUGGGCUGGCCCACCAGACCCAGUUUUGAGGGGCAGGCUAUCUCAGGGUGCACCACGACCGGGUUUGGGGCACACCACAGACAGCGUCAGGAUGGCAGACCCUGGUCAGGUGGGCUGGCACCCUCCCGGCUCCAUCCCCACCCCUCUAGGCCCCAGGACUGGGGGGCGGUAAUGCACCCUGCUGUCACUAGCCCCCGAGCCAGGACCACUGUCUCAUGUGCGCCCACCCCUCCAAAUGGCCCUUUGUGAAACUCUCCUCCUGUUGCCCCGUGUGUGCCCAACUGUUCAAUGUUUCUUCUGAAGUGGCAGAACCACUUUGCUGUGGUUCCACUGAUACCAUGAGUCCACAAAGACAUCCUCUACACGCACUUAAAUUUCUGGGGUGGAGACCCAGGGCCGCACGCGAGAGCUUCAGAGCCAUCCCGGGGCCCUUCCCCUCCUUCGCUUUUCUCACCCUGUCAC
This is a messenger RNA of Aethalodelphis obliquidens (Pacific white-sided dolphin), 3262 nucleotides long. It is a transcript of the gene RAB36, whose product is annotated as RAB36, member RAS oncogene family. The coding region runs from base 681 to 1643 and encodes 320 amino acids. Gene Ontology annotation, molecular function: GTPase activity; GTP binding. Lineage: Eukaryota; Metazoa; Chordata; Mammalia; Artiodactyla; Delphinidae. The record is from RefSeq and is a predicted model, not a curated record. The transcript is spliced from 10 exons.